Messenger RNA from Anopheles gambiae (African malaria mosquito), 5575 nucleotides. RefSeq names its product RNA pseudouridylate synthase domain-containing protein 1. NCBI's taxonomy places the organism in Eukaryota, Metazoa, Arthropoda, Insecta, Diptera, Culicidae. The record is from RefSeq and is a predicted model, not a curated record. Bases 629 to 1531 code for a protein of 300 amino acids. Gene Ontology annotation, biological process: pseudouridine synthesis. Gene Ontology annotation, molecular function: RNA binding; pseudouridine synthase activity. The transcript is spliced from 5 exons.
CAACAUCAAAAGAAAACCAAAAAUAGAAAAAAACACACAAUUCGACAAUUUUGAGUUCUGCAAGGUCCUGAAAUUUUUAACUAUUUCGUGGAUUUGGUGUAUUUUGGGCAAUUUUGCCAGCAAUUUUGGUGCCUGGUGCAGGUGUGUGCCGUGCCGUGAAGAAAGUGUGUCGUGGACAAACGGGAAGAAAGCUCCCUUCGCCGAAAGGGUUUAGCACCACAACAGCAACACUGUUGUUGCACAAAUGAGGCAUAUAAAAAAUCGCUAAUGGAGUAGAAAAGUGUCGACAAAACAAAGCGCAUUCCGUUCUUUCCACUGCACACAGGAGAAUCUUGGUGUCCUGGUGCGAUUUAAAUUCUUCCGCCAAGUGCCAGAAUCUUUCGUACUCGCGGAACACACAGCGCACAGUGUCAUAGGAGCACACCGACCAGCAGGAGCCAUCGGGAGGCUGAUGUACGAAUGAGGUCCUUGAAGGCUUCAAGCGCUGUGAUGCUGCUUGAAUUAAUAACGAGCAGCUAGAGCAGCCUUCUUCCAAGAUAGUCGGUCUCAUCGAUCUCGCUUGUUCCGUAUUGUUCCUGCUCCCGAAGUGCAUCGGGGUGCCGUGACCGGAUUAUACGCAUUCCUCAGAAUGAUAGAUGAAAUCGUAGACCGCAUCGUUCAGUUCUUUUCCACUGGACUGGUGGAAAAAAUCAUCAAAGCUUUCCUAGUCCUAUGCGAUCGGUUUGUGAAUUUCAUCCUUUCCCUAUGCGAGGGAAACAAUUACAAGAAAAAGGACGAAACGGUCGAUGUGCUGUAUACUAGUGGCAACUUUUUGGUCAUCAACAAGAAGCACGAUUUACUGAUAAACUCAAAUGACACAAAAAAGAAAACUGUGCAAACAAUAAUGCGGAAACAAUUUCCCGAAUACGUGCAGGAUAAUCUCACCCAUGACUUUUACUUCGCUCAUCGGCUUGACUUUGCCACCAGUGGAAUACUGUGCAUUCCGCUGAACAAAAAUGCUUGCAAAGAAGUGUGCCAGGUGUUCGAGGAGCAGCGCGCCAGGAAGUACUAUCUAGCGUUGCUCCGCGGGCAUACCGAUUUUGACGAGGAAGUAAUCGACAUCGCGAUAGGCGAAGAUGUGCGGUUCAAGGAUACAAGCAAAAAAAUGUGCACCAUCCUGGAGGAUGAACUAUGCCAAAAUCCACGACGUAGUAUAACGAAAGUGCUGGUGCUGGAUAGAGGCUACUACAACGGGAAGCCGGUCACCAAAGUGCUUUUACGGCCAAUCACCGGUCGCCGGCAUCAGUUACGGCUACACUGCUCGCAGAUCGGCCACGUGAUCGUAGGAGACUACACGUACAGCUUGAAAAUCGACACGUCGCCGCCACGCAUGUUUCUGCACGCGUUUCGCCUCGUGCUACCGAACACAAUCGAAAAUCUCGAUAUUCAGACGGACGAUCCGUUCACGGAGAAAGCGCUCAAGUACAAGUGGAAAGUGGUGGAGCAGGUGAACAGCAUUGCGAACGCGUUCGACAUCAUCGACUCAUUUUAACAUUUGUGGGAACCAUGUAGAAUAUACUUUUGUAGAUCGCGUUCGUUCACGUUUAGGUUGGACCAUUUCCGGCGCCGGCUGAAUGUAAAUAUUCGAUCCUUUUCUCGAAUUUACUCACUCUAGACCAACUGUUAUUGCGAUUGAUUGGGAUUAGAUCUGAACCGGCCAUUAAUAUUACACCCGUGGCAUACACGCCGGACGAUGGGGCAAGCUUUUGUUUUGACAAACCAUUUUGUUGUAUGCGAUCGUUGACCUUGAGUCAUUCGGCUAAAGCUUAAUAUCCAUGGAGAAACUCCAUUCGUGAGUCAUUCGAUUAAGAAAAUGUAUCUGUUUAUAUGCAAUACGGUGCCGUAAUGUGAUGAUGAUUCUAAUUGCAGCGACAGCGGAUAGGCAACAGAUUAAACAAAUCAUUAUGUUCAUUGUGUUCGAUCGUCGUAUAAAAAGAGUUACAAAUGAAUUGCAACAGAAUGCAAUCCAAUCGUAAUAUGCUCUACAGGAUAAGGAAACAGUUAUGCUAGUCAACACAACCCAAACCAAACGUUAGUCUAGAACACGUAAUUAAGCAAUCGUGAAACAUUCCAAUGUUUCGGUUUGUUUUUCUUCCUUUACUGUCACGCUAAUCUUCUGAAUCAUAAUGUUAAAAUGGGCAGAAUUCGCGUCACAGUGUUAAUCGAGGGCAAAAAAGGCGCAGCAAAAACAAUUCCGUUACAUCUACAAGCUAAAGCAGUUUUCGUUUCUAAAAGCAUUCACAUAGUUUUAUUGUUUUCUAGCGUUGUAUUUGCGAUAUGAAACUGCAAACCCUCGAAGGUAGAUCAACACAAGAUUAUUAUUUGCCAUCGAUCGAUUCAAACACGAUUUAUGAAACAGAGGAAGAACAUUAGAUAGCAAUUUACUAUUGAAAUGAUGUCGUUUUUCCUCACCCGAGGUUACGUACUUUACAACAGAUAAAAUAGGGAAAUAAUAGAAAAUUAAGCAAAUAGGUGCGAUUAACAGCAAACGACGACCAUAGACAUAUUCUACCGCAAAGCGAUAUUAGCGCGCAAAAGCAAAAGCCCCGUGUUGCACAUUCCGUUAAGGUAAGAUGCAAAAAAUUAGCUUCUAUUCAUGCUAGAAGAUACUAAUGUUCCGCUUACGAUUACUAACAUUUUCUCUUAAUAUUAGAUAUUGCCAUACUACGAUUAGGUAUGAUUUUGUUCAGUCCAAGUGAUCUUCAAUUUACAGUUCGACAAAUUACUUUUGACUGAAUUAUUUUACACAAUAUUGUUUUACAUUAGUAAACACUUAUCCAAGCGAUUAGAUGGUUAUUUAGUUUGCAUUUUUAAUUGCCACAUUGAAUGUUAUAAACCAUUUACCGCCAUACACGUUGUGCACAAGUUAACUGCAGUUAAAACUAUUUUACUGCGAUUUGGUUGAAUAGUUUUGCUUAAUGCACCUGUUAUUACGAUUGCAGACGAGGUGGAUACACUGUACAGGGUUAGUGAGACAUACAGGCAAACAAUGUUGUAAUGAGGCUUUCCGGAGAAGGAUACAUUUUGCAUUCUUAAUAGUAUAACAAGCGUGUCGUCGGCCGGCGAUAGGGAAUAGUCUAGCGAACGUUUCACACACACAAAAAUCGAAAACAAUAUCAACAUGCAUAGACAAACCAAGAACACAAUUUGCCACGUACUUAAACAUUUUGUACCUUUAUCUAAACUCUGCGGAUAUUGCACUACUCCUUUUUGCCCUUUCAUCCCCGAGGUCCGCGACUAUUCAAACAAUCGUAGAAGAAAAAAAAAUCAACAUCCAAAUCCCUAAUCCUCCCCCCGCGCCCUCCUUUCCCACCUUUCCCAAUCUUUCCGCCAGUCAAUGAAACCUAGUCAGCUUUGUUAAACUCUCUAAACUAUCGAAGGCGAUUGCAGAAGUGGAUAAAGUUUUCAAAUCUUACCUUAAAACAUACCAAUCGCGUACGACAUUGAGCCAAAGUGGCUUCUCCGUAUUAUGGGAACCUUUAACAGAAGAACUCAAGACACGCACCGAAUACCGAGAAUGGUCGAUACAAAAUUAUGCAGUGUAUUUUGCUUGAACGUUAAACUAGAUCGUACGUACUAUAGGAUCCUUAACGAUCGUAACAUGUUAUUUGAUUGUGUUUUGUACUUGAUCGUCAACUUUUGUUCAAAAACAUACUGCUCGACUAGUUCAGGCUAUGAUGAAUAGGUGAUGAAUAGGUUAAACGAACGUUGAAUAAUAAUUCGCACAUUUAUAGCUGAGAUGAUGAAACGAUUCAAAAAACGAUCAGAACAAUCAAAUAGAAGGCGUGCGUUCAGUCAGAAGUGUGGCGCACCACAUGAUAGAAUAUCGAAUGAACAUCCUGUCCGAGCUGGAAGACGAUGAGCUAGCUGUAUUUUGUGAGAAGAACUGCUGCUGCAUUAAAAGAUUCGAGUUUUGGAAGAACGACGAAUGAUACAAAUACUACCGAGUGCGGAGGAUGAUGUUUGUGAUAUCCCUUUGACUAAGUGGUGACCGGAGCAGCAUUGUUCGCAUUGUUUUUCCAUCACUGCCAUGUUACACUUAACAUAAACCUCCGGAGCUAACAGUGAAUAAGCGUGCGCAGCUCGUAAACGCUAGUGUCGUAUCUAACGAUCCUCAAUGAAUAUCUUUGUUUAAUCUAAUCAAUGCAAACUCAGGAAGCAGUCAGUGGCGCAAACAGUCUGUUACCUAGGUCUAUACGAUCCAUAACCGUACGUACCCGAUCACCACACUUGCACGUAACGAAUUCUCCAGUGAUCACCGAGUUAUACAAUAGUAUGCAAACGUGUAUUUACCGAUCAGCUCAAACGAUCAGCCAUUCCGCAUGAGUUUGAAAUACCAACACACAUCUCCAUAGCAAGGUGGUAUUGGGCCGCGCAAAGAAUCCGUUACACAAUUCACAAGACCACAGGAUAAGCCGACAGGACUCAUAUACUCGGUACAAUUUAGAGAAUUAAGAGCACAUCAAAGGUGCAACGGCAGUAUCGACUAGUAGCGCUAACAAUUAUUGUACUUCGUCGCAGCCUGUUCAAAGAUUCUCAUCUUUGGCGAAUCUGCGAAAAACGAUGUAAUAAAUCGCGAAAAUGCAGAACCAAAUUCAUACACGCAGCCGAAACGAGCCUAAGUUAGCGAGGGAAAAGACCUUACACAAGGCAAACGGAUCUUUGCGCCAUAAAGACAUUGAUCGACUGUUUUCGUUCUUUAAUUGUUGACUAGUAAGAAACUACAGAACCUAUUACAAACAAACAAACAACUCACACACGCUAAACUCGAUUGCAAAUUCAUUAUAGGAAACAAGCAGAUAUUUAAAUGAGACAAAUAGAGCACAUACGCUCGUACGGAGAGCUGUUAAGAUGUAAGAAAUGGCGAUUAUAUACAUAGCAAAACAAACAAAAAAAACACCGAAAGAACCAAGAACAAAAAUCGAAUCCAGAUUUUUUCUUAAACCUAGAACAUACGUCGAGGAAGUAAAUCAAGCCAGAUAAGAAGGAAAAAGACGACAAUUUAUGUACGUACAUUAAAUAAUUUCUUUUGAAAAGAAAUAAAAACGCUUUUUGAAAUCGAUCCAAAUACUAACAGCGAAGGUUUUACUGUAUACCAGAUGAUUGCUAGACUUUACAACCGAAGCUUUUAAAUUCCGCCAAAGAUGAUAAACUCUGCUAAUUCGUCGAAUAUGAUUGGGAAAAAUUUACCUUCCGAUUUUGGGGUGGAUGUGCACUUUGAAACUGAUAAAAUUUGAAUUUCCUACGUAUCGGCCAAGGUUAAUAGCUGAAUGUUAGCCAGCUGUCAAAGUUCGGUGGAACAUUGUCAAACUUCGGCUAUUUAUGACAUUUCAUCCGGGCUGUUCCGAACCCGAAUAAGCGAGGUUCUAUUGUUCUUUCGUGUUGUCUACGAUCCAACAGUUUGCACUCCAAUUUGACGAAAAUGAUUGCUAACGCCGCCGUACCGCGAUUGGCCACCGCCGCCGCCCAGGCCCUGCAGCGCCGUACGUACUUCUCCGUGUCGAGCAGCCUGCCCCAGGUUCGCGUAUCCCUCGCG